AUGGCCAAGGCAUACCAAAAAAUUCAGAAAAGUCAACAACAUCCCGGCUCUCGUGCUCAAAUUAACAUUGCCUUGGACGACUCAUUCCUCUCUCAACAUGAUCACGAUCUAUCAAAUCGUUCCCCAGAGGACGCGAUAUCCCAAUCACUCUUCUCGCAGGCUCCGUAUAACCUCCAUGGUGUGCCAAAGCAUCAAGACCAUCCCAACGUUAAUCGUGUCUCACUCGGGAACUCAAAGGAGCUUUUGGCGCGUCUCGCUGGCCUUGAUUCAAUUCCGAACAACCCCAACCCAAAAAACAUUUCAAAUUUUCCAGGUACAUCUCUUGAUUUGGAUAAUUGUCGGCAGUCCCCAUUGAAGAUAGACAAGACAUCUAUGGUACAAGUGCAUAACUCGAAUUUAUCCAGAGAACUCAGAGGAAAACGACUCUCGGGCCAGGGACUGCUUAAGCGCACCAGUGUACCACAUGCUAGUAGCUCGAUUCUCGAUUCAACUCGCGCCGAUAUCAGCCAAGGAGCUGAUGGCUUGGAGGAGCAACAAGUGAAACGCCCUGGACAUUCAACAACCAAGGCGGCUGAUGAUGACACAAUACGCAAGGUUGCUGGAGGUGAAAGCCCGCAGCCCUCAAAAAAGAGACAUCGCGACAGUACCGACGUACAAUCGCAAACCUCUCGUAACGAUGAUCUACAAUCCGAUGAUGCGCAAACCGCAAAGUCUACAUCGCCAUCCAACAAGCGACAGCGAACUGAUGCUGGAGAAUCGGUACCAGCAGAUUCACCUGAAACCGAGCUGUCGCCAAAUGAACGUAUGUUUACAUUUCCAGGUGUGCAAAUAAUAGGCACCAAAUCCGUUAGAACGCCCAUGAUGAAAUACUGGGAAGGAAUGACAACAAUACCUGCAAGCGAAGUCAAUAUCCCAAAAGAUCAGGUGAAGCUUUUGGGUGAACUCAAAUGGAUUCCGCAGGAUCCCGGCGUAUCUGAACGUCUGUGCCAUGUACCGCCUGAUCUGCUAUCGCGAUGGAACAAAAUCGCGCAAAGAAGACAGCACUGGGCGGAAAAACAAGAGCAAAUUCACGAUCGUCCUCUCACCCCAACUCCCCAGGGUACCAACCCAUCUGUCAAUGGAUCUCAGUCCGUUGGCACGCCAGUGUCCGAGUGGGAACCCAGCGAGCCCAGCUACUCACCUCGGAACAUUCUUCCCCCAGACUCAUCCCCAACUCGUAAAGGGGCUGACCAUGCAACGCCAAUACGGGCGGGCACUCAAGAUAGUGGCGGACAAUUCCAAGCAAGCCGCGAUGUGGACACAGGAAAUGAAAUCCAGAUCGUCUCCCAAACUCAAACUAUACGGCCGAACUUUGUUGAUUCCAGAGACGUUCCUAAUGAAAUAUCAGAACAUAUUUCUCAGCCUCUUAACGAAGAAUCAAUGAAAUCGAGGGGGCAUGAAUUUCCGGUUCCUGUUGCUGGCAGUAAUCUAUUUCAAACCCUUGAUCGUUCAAGGUCAGCAGACGUGAAACAAAAAGAGCAUGAUCCAAGUUCAACCCAAAAAGGACUCCAUGAUCAAUCAGGCCCUGGAAAUAAACUUGAUGUUUCUAAGCCUCACGAUGAACAAAGUGGCGAUGAGAGUGAUGAGAGUAAUUAUGAUGAGAUGGAGACAUCUGUUCCUUACGCGCUAGGGGAAAAUUUUCCAUUGAGCAGCCAGCCAGAGCAGGAAAUGUCUAGCUCAGGACCAUCGCUUCCAAAAUUUAUUGGCGCAAAUAUCCAAGUGGUAGAGACACCUGUCGUCAAAACCACGCGCCGACGCUGUGAGAAGCAAAAUGAAGAACAGGUUAGAUACGAGAUUCCUAGCUCAUCAUCUCAGGGUGACGUGACUUCGUCUUCGUCCCGUGUUCUCAAUACCCACCACUCGCAAGAUAGUCACAGGCAGAGUGGCUUGUCCCAAGAGGCACCGAAUCCAUCUUUGCCCGAACCUGAAAACGACUCGCUGCGAGUAGAUGUACUUGGGACUCAGACUCAAAUAAGCUCCAUGCAAACUAGCAGCAUACACGCGCCAUCGCAAGCGACUCUUCAGUCAUCAUCGGACGUUGUGCUCGAUUCAUCACGACCUGUCCAACGUCAGCGUGGCUCAUCAAUUUUCCGCUUGGAGCCCUCGGACCACCCAUCGUCUUUGCCCUAUGCUAGCCCUCAUCCGCCGGCCUUAUCUCGUCCCAAUGAACCAAGGCAAGAUUUCACACGAGAGCAUUUCACCCCUGAGGGAGCCUGGCAACUUCUAGGGUCGCCGUCUAAAGCCCCUCGUUCACUGUCUGGAAAUGAUCCUGCUGCUCAGAAGCCAUCACAUACUCCAGACGUCGAGUUAGUGGCGCGACGUCAGGGAUUUAUCGGGAAGGACAACAGAUCCGCUGAAGCACAAAGGAUCUACGAAAAGUUUCGCAACGCUUAUUCGCCUUAUUCCGGCGACUUUACCCAUUUCACCAAUAUGUGCUCGAAGCUGCGCACCAUCCGAGAAAAGGGCAUCUUGUGGCGAUCAUUCUUGUGGGAUGAUUUCAUCAUCUUGAGUCUGGAGGAGUAUCCACGUUACCUGGAACAGCACGCGGAUCAAGACCCAGAGACACUAGAUUAUGGAGAGUUCUUCUGCUCAAAGUUUUCGCGCCCUCGAUACAAAAAGCGGAGUUUAACCGCCAAUGAAAUUGAAGUGGCCGCAUCCCAGGUUGUUCCACCUCCUAUGGCCAGCCCAGAAAGUCCGCCAAAUCCAUCCCAAUUGGUCAUCAAAACAGAAGCAAAAGAGGAAAACCAGAAUGAGCUGUUGCAGGGUGAAGGCGCAAAUAUUUCUUUCACAGCGAGUCUUGUAGACAAAUUUUCUGAUCUUCGCGCUCGAUCCUUGGGUUUCACGAGCAACGUUGACCAAAAGCCUACGGUUGCUGAGCUGGAUACAGAAAUGGUCGUUUCAACACAGUCUGACGCAAAUUCGAUUCACUCUACGUCUCAUCAAAGCGAUAUUGAUAUGGCGGAAGAUGAUGUGCCCGAAAUUGAUGAGACACAAGAGGCAGAUUAUUCCCAUCAUGAGACUGCCAGCAUUGAACUCGGCGACGAUGUUGAUGACCGCCAUGUCUCUCACUCUUCCGCUCUAGAUCCGACUGCAAGUUCUGCUGACUAUUGUGAUCCCGAGCCGCCAAGGCAGCGAGAGCGAAGGCCUUGGUUCCGUUCUCUCAAAAACAUCUUCCCGACGGGUCCUGUGUGGUCCGACGACCCCAAUACGCCGUUCAAGCGCUGGGCUCGCCAGGAUCAGAACCUGCUCCAAGAAAUCAAUCGUCGCGGCGGGACUAAAGUUACACUUGAUGAGAAGGGAGUCAUCCGUCGGCCUACCUAUAACCGAGGGGCGAAGAGCACUCAGGGAUUGUGA
Messenger RNA from Penicillium soppii, 3393 nucleotides. RefSeq lists its product as uncharacterized. Bases 1 to 3393 code for a protein of 1130 amino acids. The transcript has a single exon. Lineage: Eukaryota; Fungi; Ascomycota; Eurotiomycetes; Eurotiales; Aspergillaceae. The record is from RefSeq and is a predicted model, not a curated record.